UUUGUGUAAUUUGACAUUUUUUUCCUUACAUGUUUGGCUGGAAACUCUUUUGAUGACACACUUUAGAACCAGUUUUGUAGGCCACAUUUUGGGAAACAAUGGCCUAGAAUAAAACGUAAGCAUGAAAUUAUCAAUUCCUGUCAGUUUGAAUGCUCUCACUUUUAUUUCUUCCCUGUGCAGCACCAGCCACUUCACCUUUUCUUUCCCGGCUGUGUGGGGCUCAGCUAAGUCAGCACUCAAGAGAGUGGUGAGGUCAUCUGAGACCAAGCCUGGUCCUCAGGACUGUGCUCUCUCCCUGCUACCAGGCAGCCUGCCCCAGCCUGCUCAGCCAUCGCCACACUCCUCUGACAGAAUGAAUGCCCUUGACGGCGUCCCCUUCAAGGUGCCCAAUGGCUUUGUGAUAGGCACAAAGUCCCUUCCUGGGCCAGAACUCAGCAUCCCAGCCUGCAGGGAGCUUCUGCUGGGUUCUAUGCACGACUUCAGCCUGGAGAGGAGGGUGCUCUUCUGGGUGGAGGCUGUCAUCCGGGGACCCUGCCCCGUCCAAUGCGACGCCCUGGGAAUGGCAUCGGCCCCUCCGGCCUGGCUCUUGCUGGUCGGCUCAGAACCUGAGCCAGUGCCCCCACCAGCUGCAGACACCUGCCCCGAGGCCAGACCCCAGCUGCAGCUAGAUCAGGAGGAGGAGAAAGAGGAGGAGGUCAAGGAAGAGGAGGAGGAGGAGUUGGAAGAGAACCAGGGGGAGGCCCACGUAGAGGAAGAAGCCGCCUCUGCCAACGAGGAAGAGCCAGGUUCCUGCAGCCCCCUGUCCAGCUCCCCCGCGAGCGCUGGCCCAGGCCAUUCCCGGUGCUCGCUGGACUUGCUGCGUGGCGUGAAGUCGGAGCUGGCCGGGGCGCGGCGGCGGCUCUCGGAGGGCCGGCUGUCCGUUCGCCCCCGCGCCCUCCUGCACCGCAUCCGCCACCGGGCGCUGAGCCUCUGCCCCAGCCCCGCGCCGAGUCCCGGCCCGGUGCUGCCCGCGGGCCCUGCGCCCACGCUCCCCAACGCCCCCGCGCCGCCCCCACGGCCCUCCACGGCUGGCGCCAUGCCCCCGCUGCGGAGCCACAAGCCCACGGUCGCGUCCCUCAGCCCCUACACCUGCCUGCCGCCUCUUGGCGGCGUGCCUCAGCAUCUCAGCACCUGCAGAUCACACCCCACUUCUGCUGACCUGCUGUCUGCCCUGAGCCAGGAGGAGCAAGACCUCAUCACGCCCGUAGUUGCCCUGGGGUAUCCCCUGCAUAGGGCCAUCACGGCUCUGCAGAAGACAGGGCGGCAGAGCCUGAGCCAGUUUCUCAGCUACCUUAGUGCCUGUGACCGGCUGCUGCGGCAAGGCUACGAAGAGGGGCUGGUGGAGGAGGCCAUGGAGAUGUUCCAGUUCUCCGAGAGCCAGGCAGGGGAGUUCCUGCGCCUCUGGGAACAAUUCAGUGCCAUGGGCUUCCAGCAGGACCGGAUCAAGGAAGUGCUGCUGGUCCACGGCAACCGCAGUGAGCAAGCGCUGGAGGAGCUGGUGGCCUGUGCCCAGUGAGCACUGGCGCAUUCCACAAUGCCUGUGCAUCCCAGUCCUGGGCCAGACCUGGCAAUCCAUAGUAACUGGAUUAGUAAGACUACAUAAGAGGGGAACCUGGCUGGCUAAGUUGGAGGUGGCUCUUGAUCUCAGGUUUGUGAAUUUGAGGCCCACAUUGGG
This is a messenger RNA of Mustela erminea (ermine), 1714 nucleotides long. RefSeq names its product ubiquitin associated protein 1 like (gene UBAP1L). The transcript is spliced from 5 exons. Gene Ontology annotation, cellular component: ESCRT I complex. Lineage: Eukaryota; Metazoa; Chordata; Mammalia; Carnivora; Mustelidae. The record is from RefSeq and is a predicted model, not a curated record. Gene Ontology annotation, biological process: ubiquitin-dependent protein catabolic process via the multivesicular body sorting pathway. The coding region runs from base 122 to 1555 and encodes 477 amino acids. Gene Ontology annotation, molecular function: ubiquitin binding.